Messenger RNA from Cornus florida, 1563 nucleotides. Its product is annotated as chaperone protein dnaJ 10. NCBI's taxonomy places the organism in Eukaryota, Viridiplantae, Streptophyta, Magnoliopsida, Cornales, Cornaceae. The transcript has 10 exons. The record is from RefSeq and is a predicted model, not a curated record. Bases 280 to 1284 code for a protein of 334 amino acids.
GACCCUACACUGUCACACCACGCACAUUACACGUACAUUCUCUCUCUAAUUAUCAAUCCCCCGAACGUCGUAUAACCGUCGUCGUUUCAUCCUUUCUUUCUCGACAACGUCGGUCCCAAUUUCAUUGUUGGAAUAAUACUUUAAUCCAUAAACAGAUCUAAUUUCUUCCAUUUUUAUCUCUAGUUGUUCGCAGUGUUUGGUUUCGUUUUUCGUCCGACUUCUGGUGUAAAUCUUUGUUAACAGUCUAGUUUGUGAAGUUAGAGAGUUUUAUUUGAAGCUAUGGUGAAGGAAACUGAAUAUUAUGACAUAUUGGGAGUCAAUGUGGAUGCAACUGCAGCAGAGAUUAAGAAGGCUUACUACGUCAAGGCAAGGCUAGUUCACCCGGAUAAAAAUCCUGGAGAUCCAAAAGCUGCCCACAAUUUCCAGGUUCUUGCGGAGGCUUAUCAAGUUCUAGGUGACCCUGAGAAGCGUGAAGCAUAUGACAAAAAUGGAAAGGCUGGAGUAUCACAGGACUCGAUGGUGGACCCUGCAGCUGUAUUUGGAAUGGUGUUUGGGAGUGAAUAUUUUGAGGAUUAUAUUGGGCAACUUGCAUUGGCUACUUUAGCAUCUCUUGAGGUUGAAGAAGAGUCGCAGGUUCCUGAAGUCCGGAAGCAAAGAGUUCAGGAGAAGAUUAAGGCAUUACAAAAGGAAAGGGAGGAAAAGCUCAUAACAAAUCUAAAAAAUCGCCUUCAGCCAUUUGUUGGAGGUCGACCUGAUGAGUUUGUGGGGUGGGCAAAAUUAGAAGCCCGCCGUCUUUCAUCUGCUGCUUUUGGCGAGGCUAUGCUACACACUAUUGGUUAUAUCUACACAAGGCAAGCUGCAAGAGAAAUUGGAAAGGACAAACGAUAUAUGAAGGUACCAUUUUUAGCAGAAUGGGUUCGAGAUAAAGGACACCAGAUAAAAUCGCAAGUUAUGGCAGCUUCAGGUGCUGUGAAUUUAAUUCAGUUGCAGGAGGAUCUGAAGAAGGUGAAUCAAGGAGAAAACAGAGAAGAACGCUUAAUCAAAGCCUUUGAAGAUAAAAGAGAUGCAAUGAUUAAUUCCCUUUGGCAGAUCAAUGUGGUUGAUAUUGAGUCGACUUUAUCACAUGUCUGCCAAGCAGUUCUCAAAGACCCUACUGUUUCUAAGGAUGUUCUCAAGCAACGGGCCAAAGGGAUGAAAAAGCUCGGAACAAUUUUCCAAGGUGCGAAGUCUAUAUAUAGCAGAGAGAACAGUCUACGCUGUGAAAGUCCGAUUUUGGAUUGCUGAUACAUCAUCCAAGUUGCUCAGAUCUAAUGUCUACCUCAGUUGCUCUGGUGUAUAUGUGUAUGCAUUGAUGGCAGAUGGUUUUAGAUCAACUGAUCGACACUAAAUAUAAUUAGUCUGGGGAAAAUGUGUGCACUUAUAACUGUAUUGUGUCAGGUUUGGCCCGACACAUCCAACCAUUAUAGUAUUGGUUUCAACCUUUAAUCAUGUUGUUUAUUACUUAUAGUUUUUAGUACUCAAUUAUUAGAUGAAGUAUCUAUUGCAGUUCAUUCUUUUUGUUUA